GCUUUUCGGAUCCAUCGCUGCUGGUGACGUCACGGGUUGAUGGCUGCGUGCACACAGCGGUCGGGAGCGCGCUCAGUCUGGGAUCAAGGUGAUAGCGGCGGCGGCUACGGAGGAGCUGCCAGCAGAGCCGGAUAAUCAUGUGACGGAGCCAUAGGCAGGUUGGAACACUGUUCCAUGGCUCGGAGGUGCUGAAUCAUUGGAGAAGGUGCCAUCGCUGUAUUGUCAGUAUAGCCAGCGGUGCCGAUAGCCCAGGCGGGCCCUGGUAUUGGGAGGAGGCGUGGCCAACUCAGAGUCUGUCUCACAGGCCUCAUAAUGGUGAACGCCAACAGCAUAGACAGCGGCAGUGCGAGCAGCAAUAGCACGGAGACCUCAAAGGAAAGCUCCCGAUGUUCCACUCCCGUCCUAGACAUAGAGCGACACGAGCGGCUGCGGGAUAAAAUGCGCCGGCGCAUUGAAGCUGGAGACAAAUGGUUCUCGCUGGAGUUUUUCCCACCACGUACGGUCAGCGGUGCCGUAAACUUACUCUCCAGGUUCGAUCGCAUGGGCUGUGGAGGUCCCCUCUUCAUUGACGUGACCUGGCACCCUGCCGGGGACCCCGGCUCUGACAAAGACACCUCCUCCAUGGUCAUUGCCAGUACAGCGGUCAACUUCUGUGGACUGGAGACCAUCCUGCACAUGACCUGCUGUAACCAGGCCAAGGAGGAGAUCACAAAGCAUCUUCAGAAGGCAAAACACCUCGGCCUGAAGAACAUCAUGGCUCUCCGAGGAGAUCCUAUUGGUGAGGAGUGGGAGGAGGAAGCCGACGGGUUUAACCACGCGGUUGAUUUGGUGAAGCACAUUCGCCAGGAGUUUGACGACUACUUUGACAUCUGCGUCGCUGGUUACCCCAAAGGUCACCCCGAAGCCGAGAGUUACCAGCAAGAUCUCCUGCACCUGAAGGAGAAAGUGGACGCCGGCGCAGACUUCAUCAUCACCCAGCUCUUCUUCCGCUCCGCAAUGUUCUUACAGUUCCUGGCGGACUGUAGAGCCAUCGGCAUCACCUGCCCCAUCCUGCCAGGAAUCUUCCCCAUCCAGGGCUACUGCUCCUUGCGGCAGCUGGUGAAACUCUCUAAACUUGAAGUACCGCAAGAAAUAAAGGAUGUGAUUGAGCCCAUUAAGGAUAAUGAUGCCGCCAUAAGGAAUUACGGCAUUGAUCUGGCGGUGUCGAUGUGCCGGGAGCUGUUGGACAGCGGUCUGGUGCACGGGCUGCACAUCUAUACGCUGAAUCGGGAGGUGGCCACCAUUGAUGUAUUACGCCGCUUGGGAAUGUGGCAGGAAGACCCGAGACGCCCGCUGCCCUGGGCUGUAAGUGCACACCCCAAGAGGAGAGUGGAAGAUGUCCGCCCAAUUUUCUGGGCCUCUCGUCCAAAGAGCUACAUUCACCGGACACAGGAGUGGGACGAUUUCCCAAAUGGACGUUGGGGUAACUCUUCCUCUCCAGCCUUUGGGGAGCUGAAGGACUAUUACCUCUUCUACUUGAAGAGCAAAUCAGCCCGGGAUCAGUUACUGAAAAUGUGGGGAGAGGAGCUGAGCAAUGAGGAAAGUGUGUUUGAGGUCUUCACCAGCUACAUAUCGGGAAAUCCCAACUAUAAAGGACACAAAGUGACUUGUCUACCUUGGAACGAUGACCCACUGGCACAGGAAACCAAUUUGCUAAAGGAGGAGCUGGAGAAAGUGAAUAAAAGAGGAAUCCUGACCAUUAACUCUCAGCCUAAUGUGAACGGAAAACCUUCGACAGACCCAAUAGUUGGCUGGGGUCCCAGCCGCGGUUACGUCUUCCAGAAGGCGUAUCUGGAGUUCUUUACAUCCAGUGAGAUGGUGACUGCGCUUAUCAAAGUCCUGAAGAGAUACGAGCCGCGGGUGAACUAUCAUAUAGUGAAUGUGCAGGAUAAAAACAUCACGAAUUCCGCGGACAUGCAGCCGAACGCCGUGACGUGGGGGAUAUUUCCUGGGCGUGAAAUCAUCCAGCCUACGGUGGUGGAUCCCGUCAGCUUCAUGUAUUGGAAGGACGAAGCCUUUGCCCUGUGGAUCGAGCAAUGGGCCAAGCUGUACGAGGAGGAGUCUCCGUCCCGAAUGAUCAUUCAGUACAUCCACGAUAACUAUUUCUUGGUGAACCUGGUGGACAAUGACUUCCCCCUGGAGAACUGCCUGUGGCAGGUGAUCGAGGACACCUUUCAGGAACACGAUAAUCCCACGGAGCAAUGACGGACAGUGUCCUGCCUCUGAGACCCACUACCUCAUGGCCCAGUGCCGCCAUUCCCCCUCCCCCACUACGGUGGGACAUGGUCCAAGCCUCUGUUCCUCCUGCGCUUCCCUCUGCACCUACCCCUGACUCUCCUGCUCUGUCCCCCAUGAUCUGAUGCCAGGAUACAGUACGGCUUCUGUAGAACUGGGCCAGGUGGAUGGAUCUAUUGAUAGGGAGUGAGGGACAGCCCCUGUCCGGUUACCUUCACCCGUUACUGUAUUACAGGGACUCCCCGUUUCCAGAGGAUGCUCCGCCCUCUGCGUGACUGUUUCUGAUAAAUCCGCCACAGACUGUCAGACUGACCAGGUGCCCCCGCGGUGAGGACGCUGCGUAGUUGAAGAUGUGGGUGACAGAAUCCGUGUGCACCAGAGUAGAUUCCCUGCCGUGUACCAGCAGAUGCUCCACGGAUGGGCUGUAUUUAUUAGGAUGUUUUAUUUUGGGCGCAGACCCACGGUGUAGAUCAGCAUAGAUAGUACACAUUUGUGCUCUUCUGCUGAGUGGCAGUAUGGAAGGUAAGGGCCGUCCAUUGUGUGCAUCAGUGCUUAUACCAUAGCGGUCUAAUUAAUGACCUAUUAAUGAUGUAGCUCAUUUUCUGGAGAGAGAAGUAUCUUUCCAAUGUAUUUUUUAACAUGUUUUGUAAAACAAAAUGUAUCCGAAAGCUGUGAGUUAAUGCAUCUUUGCAUCAAGGAGCAGCGUUAGUAUACUGUACUGGUAGGCCUUUGUAAAACGCGCCUAAGCUGUACUGGUAGGCCUUUGUAACGCGCCUAUACUGUACUGGAUAGGCUUUUGGAAAACGCGUCUAUAUUGUGCUGGAUAGGCCUUUGUACAAUGCGUCUACAGUAUUCUGUACUGGUAGGCCUUUGUAACGCAUCUAUACUGUACCGGUAGGCCUUUGUACCACGCGUCUGCAGUAUACUGUACCGGAUAGGCCUUUGUACCACGCGUCUGCAGUAUACUGUACCGGUAGGCCUUUGUACAACGCGUCUGCAGUAUACUGUACCGGUAGGCCUUUGUACAACGCGUCUGCAGUAUUCUGUACCGGUAGGCCUUUGUAACGCAUCUAUACUGUACCGGUAGGCCUUUGUACAACGCGUCUGCAGUAUACUGUACCGGAUAGUCCUUUGUACAACGCGUCUGCAGUAUACUGUACCGGUAGGCCUUUGUACAACGCGUCUGCAGUUUUCUGUACCAGUAGGCCUUUGUACAACGCGUCUGCAGUAUUCUGUACCGGUAGGCCUUUGUAACGCAUCUAUACUGUACCGGUAGGCCUUUGUACAACGCGUCUGCAGUAUACUGUACCGGAUAGUCCUUUGUACAACGCGUCUGCAGUAUACUGUACUGGUAGGCCUUUGUACAACGCGUCUGCAGUAUUCUGUACCGGUAGGCCUUUGUACAACGCGUCUGCAGUAUUCUGUAACGGUAGGCCUUUGUACAACGCGUCUGCGGUAUACUGUACCGGUAGGCCUUUGUACAACGCGUCUACGGUAUUCUGUACCGGUAGGCCUUUGUACAACGCGUCUGAAGUAUACUGUACCGGUAGGCCUUUGAGUUCAGUGUCCUCGCCAAUUUCUGUGUAUUGUAAUAGACCGUAAUGUGCGCAGUCAGACAUCGCAGUGACGUGUGGCAGCACCAUAUGCAGAAUUUAAUAUACCCCCCAAAUAAUGGUAAAUAGCAUAAUAAGGAUUAUUUCACUUAAAUUCACUCACUACUUCUAUAUACUUUACACUACAUAUAAAAUGUAUAUAUCAUGGAAUAACCCUGUGGGUGUAUAGGAAAAGCAACAGUGACCCCUACAGACUAUAAGCGGUAACGUCGGUCACGGAUCAUGUGUAGUAUGGCUGCUAUGUGGCUCAGUGUGGGGAGAAUAACCCGUGUGUCGCACGUCGCCCUCUGCUGUAUGGGUGCAAAGCCUCGGAUAAUGUCUGAUAAAUUAUGUUUUUUGGGGGUUUUUAAAAUGGAAAAUUGAUGUAAUGGGGGGAAAAAGUUUUGGAUCAGAUUUAAUGAUAAGUUUAUAAAAUUAAAUGUGUGAAGAGAUUUUAUUUUA
This is a messenger RNA of Pseudophryne corroboree (corroboree frog), 4328 nucleotides long. RefSeq names its product methylenetetrahydrofolate reductase (gene MTHFR). Lineage: Eukaryota; Metazoa; Chordata; Amphibia; Anura; Myobatrachidae. Gene Ontology annotation, molecular function: methylenetetrahydrofolate reductase [NAD(P)H] activity; FAD binding. The coding region runs from base 313 to 2244 and encodes 643 amino acids. Gene Ontology annotation, biological process: tetrahydrofolate interconversion. The transcript is spliced from 13 exons. The record is from RefSeq and is a predicted model, not a curated record. Gene Ontology annotation, cellular component: cytosol.